UUGAUGAUGGAGACUCUACUCCCUCUCCCUCCAGGCUCCACCACACCACACCACAGCAGGCGAGAGAGAGAGAGAGAGUAUUAUUAUUAAGGCCAUAGGUAGUAGCAGGAACAGAGAUCAUCAAUCACAACGGAGCCACCACCACCACCACCACAGCCUCCACUCUCCACCGCAUCCGGCAGCGGCGCGCGGCGGAGAAGCCGGUCCGGGGAAGCAGGCGAGCGACAGGAAGCAGCAGCACCGACAGCAAGAAGAAGAAGGAGAAGAAGAAUCGGACGCCAUAAUGCAGCAGCAUCAAGGGGUUCCUAAAUUUGGGAACUGGGAGGACGAGGGCCAAGGCUACACGCAGUACUUCGAAAACGCCCGCAAAUCUCCAGGAAGGCCCGUCAACCAGAACGAUCGCAACCAAGGCGCUGCACAGGCACCCCCGAACGACCCGCCGUCGGUCAAGGCCUCCCCCUUGAGGCCGGGGUCCGAGCCGGGGCUGCGCAAGAACAGGGACGAAAGGCGUGCCACCCGAGAAGACGACCUCCGUCGGCACGAGCCCGCUGCCCGGAAAACGCAUGCCGAGUCGCCCAACCAUAGAUAUGGUGACCAGAGCAACUACGAAGGCGCUGCGAGGAAAGCGAGCAAUGAGAGGUCACCCAUCCAUCCUCGGCAGCAGGCAAGGCUUGCAAACAAAGGUGGGGUUUCAUCUCCUGUUGCGGAUCGCAGGGGUUCUGCUCCCACCACGCCUGGAAGGUCCAAGAUGAGGCCAACCGGCCGCGGCGAUGAAACGCCCGAGAGAGGAUCAGCUGUGCCGAAGUUUGGAGACUGGGAUGAGAAAGACCCUUCGACUGGUGAAGGUUUCACUGACAUAUUUGAGAAGGUGAGGGAGGAGAAGCAGUCCGGCGCGGAUACUGUCGGCACCAGCCAUGCAUAUAAGGACCGCUACAACCAAGGGGACAGAUAUGAAUCUUCGGGCUGCUCAUGCUUCAGCUGGUUCAAGAAGUGACACCCACCCUGCCUGUAACAUACCUGUGGCGAUUGUAUCUUUGUGAAAUGAGUAGCCAAAUCUGUUGUUAUUUUGUUGAGAUGUUAUGUUAUAGCGAGACAUGUGUCGGAGCAUGAAUUAUUCGCAAGGCUGUGAUUCAGCAUUUUUUUUUGAGCAUUUGUAAUCAGUGGUUGGUUUCCUGAA
This is a messenger RNA of Triticum dicoccoides, 1177 nucleotides long. RefSeq names its product RPM1-interacting protein 4-like. Gene Ontology annotation, cellular component: plasma membrane. Lineage: Eukaryota; Viridiplantae; Streptophyta; Magnoliopsida; Poales; Poaceae. Bases 284 to 994 code for a protein of 236 amino acids. The record is from RefSeq and is a predicted model, not a curated record. The transcript has 4 exons.